AAUCCCCAUCAGUCUCCCCUUCCAAAACCGGAUUUGCGAACCACACCUAGCAGCCGAGGUUAGCACGCGUCCUGCGUCCAUGGAGGACGAGGAGCACGAGGUGUACGGCCAGGAGAUUCCCGUUGACGGCGAGGACGUCGACAUGGCUGCCGGCGACGAUGCCACCAAGCUGCAGGAACUUGACGAUAUGAAGCGCCGGCUCAAGGAAAUGGAGGAGGAGGCCGCCGCGCUCCGCGAGAUGCAGGCCAAGGUUGCCAAGGAGAUGCAAGGUGUAGAUCCCAAUGCAACCACAUCUGAAAACAAAGAGGAGAUGGAUUCUCGGUCAGUAUUCAUUGGAAAUGUUGACUAUGCGUGCACUCCAGAAGAAGUGCAGCAGCACUUCAAUUCUUGUGGAACUGUCAACAGAGUUACAAUCCUGACUGACAAGUUUGGGCAACCAAAAGGUUUUGCUUACGUGGAAUUUGUGGAAGUUGAAGCUGUUCAGGAAGCUAUCAAGUUGAACGAGUCAGAGUUGCACGGUCGCCAACUCAAGGUGGCACCGAAGAGGACUAACGUUCCUGGGAUGAAGCAACCCCGCGGUCGAGGUUUCAAUCCGUACCAUGGCCACCCCUACAUGAGGCCGUAUGGUUAUAGUCCUUAUGGUUAUGGGAGAUUCCCCAGAUUCCGCCGCCCGCGAAGACCUUAUUUUUGAAGCUCGGUUCCCAUUUGGCAGAACAUGGGCGAUAAUCGGCCGCGUUCUGUUAUUUCAUAGCUUAUUCGGGACGUUCCCAUGCAUGUUUCUGUAUUGACGAUGCUUAAGCUUUGUACUGUAUUGUAUCAGUUAUGCAAGACGAUUAUGAUUUAGUUACACGAAAUGCACUGUUGUGAUGCUACUUGGGGUGCGCCACUUUUGGGCCUCGAAUAUGAUUGUAUAAGCUGAUGCAUUAUUUAUUCA
Molecule: messenger RNA, 934 nt
Organism: Zea mays
Lineage: Eukaryota; Viridiplantae; Streptophyta; Magnoliopsida; Poales; Poaceae
Product: polyadenylate-binding protein 2
Molecular function (GO): poly(A) binding
Source: RefSeq, marked validated